Botrytis deweyae is the source of this 504-nucleotide messenger RNA. RefSeq lists its product as uncharacterized. The transcript has 2 exons. The coding region runs from base 1 to 504 and encodes 167 amino acids. The record is from RefSeq and is a predicted model, not a curated record. NCBI's taxonomy places the organism in Eukaryota, Fungi, Ascomycota, Leotiomycetes, Helotiales, Sclerotiniaceae.
AUGUACAUGCAGAUUCACCUUCUCAAAACAAAACCCAACCCAAGAAAGCAAGAGGAUGAUGGUAGGGAUGAUGGGGAUGGUGAGAAGGAUGAGGAGGAUGAGGAUGGUGAGGAUAGUGAGGAUAGUAAGAAUGAUGAGGAUAGUGAGGAGGAUGAGGAUGGUGAGGAUGGUGAGGAUGGUGAGGAUGGUGAGGAUGGUGAGGAUGGUGAGGAUGGUGAGGAUGGUGAGGAUGGUGAGGAUAGUAAGGAUAAUAAGAAUGAUAAGGAUGAUGAGGAUAGUAAGGAUAGUGAGAAUAGUGAGAAUAAUGAGAAUAAUGAGAAUAAUGAGAAUAAUGAGAAUAAUGAGAAUAAUGAGAAUAAUGAGAAUAAUGAGAAUAAUAGAAAUAAUAAGGAUAAUGAGAAUAAUGAGGUUGAUAGGGAUAAUGAUAUCAAAAGUGGAAAAGUAAGGUUUGAGUUUGUGAUGGGGGUAUGGGAAAGGGAGAGGGAGAGGGAGAUGAGUAUAUAG